AAUAAUAAUAAUGUGAAGAUUAACAGAACAGAACACCAGUAUAUAUAAAGCUUCAUACUAUUUAUUUAUAACUGUAUUUUUAAAUCUAACUUUGAGUAAUAAGAAAUAAAUAAUUAUUACGCACCGUGAACAAAUGGACACUGUGGUUAAAAUGAAGUUUAUAAUUAUGUAUAUUAUUUCAUUGCUUAUUGUAUGCCAAUGUGUCAUGAUAACUGAUCCUCUUGCAUUAUGUAAUCAGAAUUUACAAUUGGUAACAGAAAUGUGUUUCUCUACGUCGUUAAGCAAUAUUGGACAACAGUAUGCUGGUGAAAACUUGAAAGACCUCAGAGAAUUAUGCAAACAGUAUAAAUCUUGUGUGGCUGAGGCGAAAAACUGCCUUCUAACAGAAUUUGAUGGUAUACAAUUCGCUAAUUGUCCGACUGUCAAAGCACUUAGAAAAUCGAUGAACAGAAUUUUUGUGUAGGACUUUUUUGCUUUAAAAAAAUUCACCUGUUACUCAUCAUGAAAUAAUUAUCCUUUAAUUUGUAAGAAAUUAAAUAAAUAAAAAUACUUUAU
Trichobilharzia regenti is the source of this 555-nucleotide messenger RNA. The record is from the annotation of a GenBank genome assembly. Lineage: Eukaryota; Metazoa; Platyhelminthes; Trematoda; Strigeidida; Schistosomatidae.